UUUUCUCUCCCUCGCGGGUGCGCUGAUCAAUUCUAAGCAAAUUCCUCCCUUACGUGUUGACCUAGAAAAUCGAGGAUGAAUACUAAGUCUUCGCUUUAUUUUCACUUGUUUAGUGGUAAGACAAGAAGACUUCACACUUUUUUGUUUGCGUUUUUGCCGCAACCCAACAGUCACUUUGUCUUCGUGACUUUCACAGAACCUUCUCUUUUUCGAGUCCAAUCUUUGUAACUACCGUCGUUUGCUAGAGUUUGGUUUGGUGUUAGUUUGACUGCCUCUUUUCUUUUGUUUUUCUUUCUUUGUUUUCCUCUUUCCCUUUUUCUUGAGAGGGAUCACAAAUAACGGUCUAUGUUUUGGUUUUUGCUAAGAGAGGGGAAGAAGUAGUUGUUUCAUUUGAUUCUUGGUUGAUAUUUGUGCCUCUGUUCCUGAUUUCUUUAAAAUAAUUGGCUUUGAUUCAUGGGUUUAUGAGGUUAGUGAUUUUUGGUUUUUUGAUGUGCUGAAAUAGCGGAUUUUCUGGGUGGGUUAUUAGAGGAUUGUUUGUGUUUGAUAGGGUUUGGAAUUGUGUUUCUUGGUUUUGGGUUGAGAUUAAUUAAGUUGGGUUAGGAGAUGGCCGCGCUUUUGAGAAAAAUUAUGCCUGUUGUGCCAAGUUCUAAAAAUGGUGAUGACGACGAUGAUGAUUAUAAUGUUGAAUACUCGUUUGCUGUUGAGUAUUCUGGUCCUCCGGUCAGUUACGACAUUCCACGUGCGGUGCCUAUAGCCCUUGAUGAAAUCCCUGUUGCUGCCCCUGUUUCCUCUCCUUCUCUGGUGAAUGAUAGUACACUGCCAGUAGUCCAUCCAAUUGUAAAAAUUAUUCAGGAAGGUAUAAAACUGUCGAAGGAAACGAAAUUAAUCUCCGAGUCUUCAAAUUCUCACAGUUUACUAGCAGGAUCUGGUGCGACCUUGACUGGUCAUAAUAUGUCCUCUGUAGUAUCAAUUCAGGGGGAUGGCAAUGGUGCAUCCGGACGCUUAAUUGGUAAUUACUGUAAGGUCAAGUCAUCUGAGGGAAGUAGAAGUUCAGGUAGAUUGGAAAAUCUUGAUGGCCAUUGUAAUUCUUGUAAAAGUUUGGAUUGUACGAUCAGUGUUGAGUGCACAAGCAAAUUAUCUGGUAUUAUAGGAACUUCUGGUGAGUUGGAAAGCCAUGGUUAUCAUGAUAAUAUGCAUUUAAGUCUAGAAUUACCUGAGCUUAAUGCGGAAGAGGCAAAUGCAGGAUAUCAAGAUUAUAUGAAUCCUGGCAAUUCGGAAUCAACAGGAUCAGGUAUAAGUUCACAAGCUGUUUCAUCUGAGGUGUUUUCAUGCAAAGAGGAGGAUUUAAAUGAAGAAGAAACUCCUUGCCAUGCUAAAAGACCAUCGGUUGUUACUUUUCGUGAUCCUGAUCCUAGUGAUGUAGUUCUUGAAGAGUCUGAAUAUUGUGAGGUCAAAAGCACUGAACUGAGACCGCAGGCUGAAAGGCGUGGGAAGAAAGGUUCAUGCUAUCGAUGCUUGAAAGGAAAUCGAUUUACCGAAAAGGAAGUAUGCAUUGUCUGUGGUGCAAAGUACUGCUCUAACUGUUUGCUGAGGGCAAUGGGGUCAAUGCCAGAAGGAAGAAAAUGUCUUACUUGCAUUGGUUUCGGCAUAGAUGAUGCUAAGAGAGGAACCUUAGGAAAAGCUUCUCGGAUGCUUAGACGGUUGUUGACUGAGAUGGAAGUUAAACAGAUAAUGAGAUUGGAGUUAUUAUGCCCUGCAAAUCAGUUGCCGCCUGGUCAGAUUUCUGUGAAUGGUGAAUCCCUUUCUCAGAAAGAGCUUGAGAUAUUGCGGAGCUGCCCAAAUCCACCAAAAAAGCUAAAUCCAGGGCACUAUUGGUAUGAUAAAGUAUCAGGGUUUUGGGGAAAGGUAGGACAGAAACCAUGCCAGAUUAUAAGCCCCCAACUCAAUGUAGGGGGUCAGCUCGAUCAAAAGGCUAGUAAUGGGAGUACAAAUAUUUUGAUAAAUAAUCGGGAGAUAACUAAAAAAGAGCACUGGAUGCUUAAGCUUGCUGGAGUGCAGUGUGAAGGAAAACCUCACUUUUGGGUUAGCCCAGAUGGUUCCUAUCAGGAAGAAGGAAUGAAAGUAGUAAAGGGCCGUAUAUGGGACAAGAGUAGCAUAAGGGUUGUUUGUGCACUCUUGUCUUUGCCGACCCCUCCUAAUUGUGUGAAUCCUGCUGGUGAUGAAAAUGGUGCUAACCCAAGCUAUCCUGAGCACAAAGCACUGUGUAAUCUUCUUUUGCUUGGUGAUACCAAAUCUGGCACAAGUACCAUAUAUAAACAGGCCAAGCUUGUGUUCAAAGUUCCUUUCACUGAAGAUGAGCGUCAGAAUAUCAAGUUUAUGAUUCAAAGCAAUCUGUAUCUCUAUAUUGGUAUUUUGCUUGAGGGUCGUGAGCGAUUUGAAGAAGAAUGUAUGAUUGAAAGAAGAAAAAAACUGGUGAUUGAUCAGCCUGGUCCUUCAGGCCUGAUGGAUGAAAAAACAUUAUAUUCUAUCAGUCCAGGACUGAAAGCUUUUUCAGAUUGGCUUCUCAAAAUCAUGGUGUCUGGUAAUUUGGAAGUCAUAUUCCCAGCAGCUACCCGUGAAUAUGCACCAUUUGUUGAGGAAUUGUGGAAGGAUGAAGCCUUCCAGGCUACAUACAAUCGGAGGAAUGAAUUAGACAAGCUACCUAGAGUUGCUACUUAUUUCUUAGAGCGGGCUGUUGAGAUUUCAAGGACAACCUAUGAACCCUCCGAUCUCGAUAUCUUGUAUGCUGAGGGAAUGACAUCAUCCAAUGGGCUGUCUUGCAUGGAAUUUUCAUUUCCAAAGCCACCACAAGAGACCUCCAUUGAACCUGAAUGUCAAAAUGAUCCCUUGCUUAGGUAUCAACUCAUUAGAGUACAUCCAAAAAACCUUGGAGAGAACUGCAAGUGGCUAGAAAUGUUCGAAGAUGUUGAUAUUGUGCUGUUUUGUGUUUCCUUGACCGACUAUGAUGAGUUUUUUGAAGAUGACGAUGGAGUUCUCACUAACAAGAUGUUGGCCAGCAGGCAGCUUUUUGAAAGCAUUGUAACUCAUCCAACCUUCAAGGGAAAAAACUUCCUCCUAUUACUCAACAAGUAUGAUAUACUUGAGGACAAGAUUGAACAAUCGCCUCUCACUAAAUGUGAAUGGUUCCGUGACUUCAAUCCUGUCAUCAGCCACAAUUACAAUAGCAGAAAACAUAAUAAUGCACCUCGAGCUCAAUAUGCUUUCCACUACAUUGCAUUGCAGUUCAAGAGAUUGUUCAAUUCGCUUACUGACCGUAAAUUGUUCGUUUCACUAGUUAUGGGCUUGGAACCAGAGACGGUCGAUGAAGCUCUUAGAUUUGCAAGAGAGAUCCUGAAAUGGGACGAAGAGGAACCUAACUACACUAACAAUGAGUCCUCAUACACAGACAUGGAAGCAAGCUCAACAUCAUGAUUUUGUUUCAGUAUAAACAAAGUGCUUUUAAUUCUUACAUGCAUUAGAAAGAUUAAUAGAAAAAGGAACGAGUGUUUGCUUUAUUAACUUUCUGGAGCAAAUGCUUUUGUAUAUUGUAUAGCAAUAUACACACAAGUGGAUUCUGAAACAUAAGAAAAUACAGUUCUGGGAAGUUGGAUUCUUUUAUAUAUAUAUGCCUGAACGAAAGCUGUCUGCAUGGCAGAUUCACCAAGUAAAACAAUUAUCACUUCAUUAAUUCUAUUCCAA
Molecule: messenger RNA, 3738 nt
Organism: Mangifera indica (mango)
Lineage: Eukaryota; Viridiplantae; Streptophyta; Magnoliopsida; Sapindales; Anacardiaceae
Product: extra-large guanine nucleotide-binding protein 1-like
Exons: 8
Coding region: 604-3471 (955 amino acids)
Biological process (GO): G protein-coupled receptor signaling pathway
Molecular function (GO): G-protein beta/gamma-subunit complex binding; guanyl nucleotide binding; GTPase activity
Source: RefSeq, a predicted model, not a curated record